Saccharomyces cerevisiae S288C is the source of this 735-nucleotide messenger RNA. RefSeq names its product 2,5-diamino-6-(ribosylamino)-4(3H)-pyrimidinone 5'-phosphate reductase (gene RIB7). Gene Ontology annotation, biological process: riboflavin biosynthetic process. The record is from RefSeq and is marked reviewed. NCBI's taxonomy places the organism in Eukaryota, Fungi, Ascomycota, Saccharomycetes, Saccharomycetales, Saccharomycetaceae. Gene Ontology annotation, molecular function: NADP binding; 5-amino-6-(5-phosphoribosylamino)uracil reductase activity; oxidoreductase activity, acting on the CH-OH group of donors, NAD or NADP as acceptor. Bases 1 to 735 code for a protein of 244 amino acids. The transcript has a single exon.
AUGUCUUUGACACCACUGUGUGAAGAUUUACCACAAUUUCUGCAAAACUAUCUACCGAAUGCUGGUCAAACGGAAAAUACCAUUGUGCCCUUUGUCACACUAACUUAUGCUCAAUCGCUCGACGCGAGAGUAUCUAGGGGCCCUGGAGUGAGGACUACAAUUUCACAUCCCGAGACCAAAACAAUGACGCAUUAUUUGAGACAUCAUCACGAUGGAAUACUCGUAGGAAGUGGAACAGUGCUAGCUGAUAAUCCUGGAUUGAAUUGUAAAUGGGGUCCCGAUCCGGCUGCAAAUUCCCCAAGGCCAAUAAUAAUAGAUACAAAGCAAAAGUGGCGAUUUGAUGGUUCAAAAAUGCAAGAACUUUUUAUUAAACGACAGGGUAAGCCGCCAAUCGUUGUUGUCACAAGUGAGCCCAUUAUAAAAGAACAACAUGUAGACUACGCAAUUUGUCCAAUAAAUGAUACUACGAAAUUGGUCGAUUGGAAGAAAUUGUUUGAGAUAUUAAAAGAAGAAUUCAAUAUAAGGUCAGUAAUGGUUGAAGGAGGUGCCAAUGUAAUAAAUCAGUUGUUGCUGAGGAGCGAUAUUGUCAACAGUCUUAUAAUAACUAUUGGAUCAACAUUUCUGGGUAGCUCAGGCACCGAAGUUAGCCCACCCCAAACAGUAAAUUUAAAGGAUAUGUCAUGGUGGAAGGGCAUUACCGAUGUGGUGCUUUGUGCGAGACUGGCCGAUGACUAA